UUGACGUUUAAACGCCAUUGGUUGUACGUCUCUGCUAUUGACAUUUAACGUUUCCAUAAAAAUAAAGAGAAUGGUUAGGGUAGGGUAAUGGUAAGUAACAAUACCAUGAAUAUUAAAUGAAAUUGUGAAGAAUCAUGGCAGGAGUGGUACCGAAAAAAUCUGCAUCUGGUCGUAAACAGUGGACAGUACAUGGUACUUUAAACAAUUCGUUAAAACGACUAAGGAAUCAAUUAGCCUCUGAUGGUUGUCCGGAAUCGCAAGUUGUUUUAGCCAAACAGUUAUUAGACGAAGAAUGUGAAUUUGAGUCUGAAAAAAAAGAAAACGCUAGGUUAGGGGUAUACUGGUUAAUAAAAGCAUCAGAACAAGGUAACAUCGAAGCGACAAAUCUAUUAAAAACAUGUCUUCAAAACGGAAAAGGAAUCACGGAGCACAAUUACAUGGACGUAAAAUCCUGCAUCACUAUGACCCAGGACGAAAAAUUAGCCAGAAAAGCAGCAAGAGAAAUGUUUGCAAGUUUAUCAAACGGAGGCGAAUACAUCACUUCAGAGCAAUUAAAAAGAAAAAUAUUAUCUGUAAAUCAUAAUGCCACUAAAGAUAUACAUACAGAUAAUAUACAAGGUGGAGAUAUAAUAAAUAAUGAAGAAGAAUUAUUUAGCGAAUCAGAUGAAGAAAUUGAUUGGUCUCAAAGAUCCGAUAGCAGUAAUAAGAAGUUAACUGAAGAUAAUUUAUUAUCUGCUGCUGUUGAUUAUUCACAUGGUCAAUUACCACAAGUUAAUCAAGUGCUAUGUUUAUCAUCACCAGAUUUACAAGCCCUAGAUCACAUCCCUCAUAUACACAGAUCAAUACUACACCCUCUAUUAACUUUGAAUAUAUUAUAUUACAAAUUAAUUCGGUUUUUAGGGAAAAAAAUCUGUUUCACAUCUCUUAUCAAAUCCGAACAACAAUUUUUAUUUUUAUUAAUUUUUUAUAUAUUAUUUAGUUGUGAAAAUAUGUUGUCUAUCGUUCCUAUGUUGAUAUACUAUAUUACAUUUGCUGUUAUGAUUUGUAUGACCUUUCGAAUGUUACAAAAUCGUCAGGAGUUCGUAGAUUUCCGUUUAUGGUCUGGAUUAUUUAUUUGUUAUUCUGGUAGGAGUUUAAAUUCAAAUGAAAUAGAAUAUCAAUAUAUUUGUAACAAUAUGAAACCUUAUUGGCAAUUUUUCGUUAGUUUUCUUAUAAAUUUGUCUGUUUAUCCUAUUAUUUCAGAUCAAUGGAUACCUCAAUCCGAAUUAACGGUUAUUUCUUUUGUAUUAACUUUCAUGACUCUGUUCGGUUUCAUGUCGAAGAUUCGAUCAAAGACUGUUUUGUUUAGUUUCGCUAUAAAUGUUUUAGCAAAAUAUCCUUAUGAUACAGAUCCUGUUGUAGCGCAAGGUUGGAGAUUUUUAGAACUGAACGUUCCUACCUUUCCUAGUUAUGUUAUAGGAAAUGGUAUAGAAUUCUGCAUGAGUUUCCGGUUUAUCCUGUAUGCGAUAAUACCUUUGAUAUUUUUAAAAAUAGCUCAAAAACAAAAUUGGAGGGGUACUUAUAAAGUACUUAUACCGCAUUGCGUCACUUUAAGUUGGUUACAAAUUUGUAUAAUAAACUCCCAAGGGGCUACAAUGUUUGGUUUAUUACGUGGUACUUUAGCUAUAGUGGGUGUCGUACUAUUUUUACCUUUAUUAGGUAUAACUAGUGUUAUUUUACCCAUAGCCGCUUUUACAAAAUGGUUAAUUACCUCCAACUUUGUAUUUUCUAUUUGUAUUUUCGUUAUAUUAAGUGUUCUAGGUUUAGGGGUAUGUUAUGUAUGUGCUCAAACGAGAUAUAAAAAAUAUACAGCGGCUAUACAAACGAUAUUAAUGGUAUUAACAUUUUUUCUUCUCGUAAACCCUUCCAAAGAUUCUAAUUAUUACGAGGAAGAAAAAUCUACUCAAAUAAUGAGUUGGGAGGUUUACCAGAGGUUCUGUCACCAACCGGUUUGGCAGGAAGAAAAUAUCGCUUUGUCUCAAUUGAAAUGUGUUGAUUUAGAAGGUGUUACUAUACAAUGGAGUGGUUAUAUUAGUGAAAUUAAACUAAAAUCCGUAUCUAAUUUUUAUAAAACCAUUUUUAGUAAACUACCCCUUGGUAUUUCGGAGUAUUUGUAUUGUCUAUAUGGUGAAACUACCGGACCUGAUUGUGUUAAUAUGCCUGAUGUAGCUAAAGAGACUUGUUUGACUUUUUACGAUAUAAUAAGCAACGUAAACAAAUGCACUUUACAAAAAUACGAUAAAUACACAUUCGAGAUAUUUUUAAAAAUGCAUUCCGGCAUUUGGGGUAAAGCGACCGAAGUUACAUUGAUAGUUAACGAUUAUUUCAAGGAUUUCGUUUUGAAAUUGAAACCUACCGAUCAUAUUUGGUUUAAAGGGAGGUUAUUUAAUGAUGGAAGUUUAAGUUCUGACGGUAUUUUGGGGGGGUUGAAACCCCAUGUGCAAUUAGAGGAGUUGGGUUGCUCGUCUUGUCAAGACAACACCUUGGGUGAAAUAAAAAUGAUCAAUAGUAGAGUAACUAUUUAUGAUGUAUUAGAAUCCAUACGUGUUGGUGUCAAAUUUGUAUUUAAUAUUGUUUUCACGCCGUUUUUGAUUUUUAAAUAAAUAUGUGGAGUAUAGAA
Diorhabda sublineata is the source of this 2659-nucleotide messenger RNA. It is a transcript of the gene wfs1, whose product is annotated as wolframin. Gene Ontology annotation, molecular function: protein binding. The coding region runs from base 135 to 2642 and encodes 835 amino acids. The record is from RefSeq and is a predicted model, not a curated record. Gene Ontology annotation, biological process: endoplasmic reticulum unfolded protein response; calcium ion homeostasis. The transcript has 4 exons. Gene Ontology annotation, cellular component: endoplasmic reticulum membrane. NCBI's taxonomy places the organism in Eukaryota, Metazoa, Arthropoda, Insecta, Coleoptera, Chrysomelidae.